CGGCACUCAUCACUCUUGUUCCUGUCCUGUUUCAUUUUCAUCCUCCUCGGUCUCACGCUGAAGGUUUCCUUUUUCAUUUUAAGGAGGAUCACUUUGGAUUAGCUCAGCAGUUUUAUGAUGCACUUUGCUGGCGUGUAGCCGUUUGCUGGAGGAGGAGUCAUUAUCUCAUAAGCUUUUCUCCGUGCCAAACUAUGAGGCUCUGAUCUGCCACUGAAACCGAGGUUUCCCUGAGCUGCAUAGAAGAUGUCCACCAUGGUGUAUCCGCGGGAAGAGAAGCUUGAGAAGCUCUCUCAGGAGGAAAUCAUUUCCAACACAAAGCUGGUGAUCCAGGGUCUGGAGGCCCUGAAGAAUGAGCACAACUCCAUCCUCCACAGCCUCCUGGAGACCAUCAAGUGCCUAAAGAAGGAUGAAGAAGCCAACCUGGUGCAUGAGAAGUCCAACCUGCUCCGCAAGUCAGUGGAGAUGAUUGAACUGGGCCUGGGAGAAGCACAGGUGAUGAUGGCCCUGUCCAACCACCUGAAUGCAGUGGAGUCAGAGAAGCAAAAGCUGCGUGCGCAGGUGAGGAGGCUCUGCCAGGAAAACCAGUGGCUGCGGGAUGAGCUGGCCAACACCCAGCAGAAGCUGCAGAAGAGCGAGCAGAGUGUGGCCCAGCUGGAGGAGGAGAAGAAGCACCUGGAGUUCAUGAACCAGCUCAAAAAAUACGACGAGGAUGUCUCACCAACUCAGGAGGAGAAGGACCGAGAGACACCGAAGGACUCUCUGGACGACCUCUUCCCCAAUGAUGAGGAGGAGCAUGGCCAAGGAAUGCAGCACCAACACAACAGUGCAGCCGUGGCUGCAGCCCAGCAGGGGGGCUACGAGAUCCCAGCCCGUCUGAGAACCCUGCACAACCUGGUGAUCCAGUAUGCCUCCCAGGGCAGGUACGAGGUGGCCGUCCCCCUCUGCAAACAGGCGUUGGAGGACCUGGAGAAGACCUCUGGACACGACCACCCAGAUGUGGCCACCAUGCUCAACAUCCUGGCCUUGGUCUACAGGGAUCAGAACAAAUACAAAGAGGCUGCCCAUCUGCUCAACGAUGCUCUGUCCAUCCGGGAGAAAACCCUGGGCAAAGACCAUCCUGCUGUUGCUGCAACGCUGAACAACUUGGCUGUGCUGUAUGGAAAGAGGGGGAAGUACAAGGAGGCUGAGCCUUUGUGCAAGAGGGCUCUGGAGAUCAGAGAAAAGGUCCUGGGGAAGGACCACCCAGAUGUGGCCAAACAGCUGAACAACCUGGCCUUGCUUUGCCAGAACCAGGGCAAGUACGAGGAGGUGGAGUACUACUACUGCCGUGCCCUGGAGAUCUACGAGUGCAGGCUGGGCCCAGAUGAUCCCAAUGUGGCCAAAACUAAAAACAACCUGGCGUCCUGCUUUCUCAAACAGGGGAAAUACAAGGAGGCUGAGGUUCUGUACAAAGAGAUUCUGACCCGUGCUCAUGAGAAAGAGUUCGGAUCUGUUGACGCUGAAAACAAGCCCAUCUGGAUGCAUGCAGAGGAAAGAGAGGAGAUGAGCAAGGGCAAGCACAGAGACAACACUCCAUACGGAGAGUACGGAGGCUGGUACAAGGCCUGCAAAGUGAACAGCCCUACAGUGAACACCACCCUGAGGAACCUGGGGGCCCUGUACCGCCGACAGGGCAAGCUCGAGGCUGCUGAGACCCUGGAAGAGUGUGCCGUGAGGUCUCGCAAGCAGAGCAACACAGGCAUUGACCCCAUCCACCAGACACGUGUGGUGGAGAUCCUGAAGGAUACAGAGGGCGACAGGCGGAGGAGCAGGGACAGCCUGACCAGCGUUAAGUAUGAGAGCGGCUCUGAGACCGGCGAGGAAGUGAGUAUGGGCGUGGAGUGGAACGGGGACGGCAGCGGAGCCCUCCAGCGCGCCGGCUCUCUGGGGAAGCUCAGGGACGUUUUACGUCGCAGCAGUGAGCUGCUGGUAAAGAAGCUGCAGGGCAACGGACCGCCUGAACCCCGCAACACUAAUAUGAAGCGAGCUGCUUCCUUGAACUACCUGAACAAAACCAGCGAUGACGCGUUCCAGACACGAGGAGGCAGUAAUUUCAGGGAGAGUCGGGGCCUGAGCUCCAGCACUGUGGAUCUGUACUCUGGGAACUGAGCCGCCGGUGGCCAGGUGGCUGAUCUAUGAGCCGAUCUGCUCACCGACCCGAAGAUGCUCCUCCCUUCGUCGCUUCCUCGGAGCCACGACGAUCACCGACGACACUACCAGACAGCGUCAGCCCUCCUGCACACCCUUUCUCUGCCUGUCAGCAUGUGACCCAAAGACCCAUUUCCUCCAACAUUCAGACCCAAAGACAUUUUCAGUCAUCCAAACAUGUACAAGUAGAACUGUUGUGGGUUUUUUUAUCCCCAGUUUGUUUUUAAAUUCAAGUUUUUUCUUUCUCGUCUUCGAGAGACAGAUUUCUUCCUUCAUCAUGGUCCUAACAGUGGUGUCGCCUCAGUGCCUCCUAAAUGUGGCCGACAAAACAUACCUCAUCUCUCCCCCUUAUUAAUAAUCACUGUGACUCUGCACUUUCACUUCAUCUGUUGCCAUACCGUCACCUGUUCUGGUAUGUUUCUCCUCAUGUUGUUUAGAUUUGAGAUGCGUGUGUCCUCCCGUGCCAUUCAUUGUUUUCUCCAAAAAAUGUUUAAACAUAAUAAAUAGGUCUGUUUGGUUUGAAAUGAUGAUGUAAAGUUGACGUGAUUACACUGUUAGAAAAAAAAUCAUUUUUAUGUUCAUUUUAAUGGUGAUACAUUUGCCUGUGGAGAUUUACUUGCAAUGCGAGGUGUUGGUUGAAGCUUUGGGAAACAGGGUGAAAUGCUUAUCCUACUGACACCAUGUGAGUCAUGUGACCUGUUGAGGAUAACUUUUGUUCAUACAAAGUUUUGGAGAACAGUUUGAAAUUUAAAUGGGCUGCUGCUUGAACCUCAACAGCUUUGAGAUCCGAGUGUGUUUUCUUUUUUUCUGCACCGCUUUCUCCUCCGCUGCAGAGAAAACACCGGAACAGUCUGAGUCAUUUGUGGCAUCAGAGUGCUGAAAAACACAGCCAUGAAAAUGUUCAACUUUUUAAAUUAUAUAUAUAUAUAAAUAAAAAAAAAAUCAUGAGGCUGAACUGGGUUGCUUAAUUCAUCCUGGUCGUCCUGAAUGAUCUCUGGUGCCAUGCAAGACCUCUGGUGGGUUUGAGCUGCCAACCGUGAGCACAUCUUAAAAUGAUGUUUACAGUGAUUAGAAUGUGUGAUACUUGUAGAUUUCUGCUAUGUGAUAAUGAUAGAUUUUGCACAAUUCUCAGAUGGGUGUCUUCUGUCUUUGAUUGCAUUUUGUUUGUUUGUUUUUUUUUAGUGAAGCUACUCAAAAGAACUGGAAUGUUUUGUAAUUAUUCUUGAUUUUUCUUUCCCCCCUUGUUUUAAGUACCCCCUGUGCCCCUGUUUCUCUUCUAAUAAAUGUGUAAAAUAGAAUCUGAUCAUAAGUUCACAAAUCAUGCAGUUCAUUAGGAAAUUAGCGGGAAUAGAGUUGCGUUUCUUUAGGUUCAUAAUCAGUUAUUGGUAAGAGUUGAAUGUGCUGAAUCUGUUUGGAUCUGAUUCUUAAACAGUCCCAUAUAUCAUAAAUACUUUGAUAGUGUCUCAACCACUGCCCGAUCUUGAUUCAGAAAUAAAACCAACGAUUUUCUAU
Chelmon rostratus (copperband butterflyfish) is the source of this 3699-nucleotide messenger RNA. It is a transcript of the gene klc1b, whose product is annotated as kinesin light chain 1b. Gene Ontology annotation, cellular component: membrane-bounded organelle; cytoplasm; kinesin complex. Bases 244 to 2148 code for a protein of 634 amino acids. The transcript is spliced from 17 exons. Gene Ontology annotation, biological process: microtubule-based movement. NCBI's taxonomy places the organism in Eukaryota, Metazoa, Chordata, Actinopteri, Chaetodontiformes, Chaetodontidae. Gene Ontology annotation, molecular function: kinesin binding. The record is from RefSeq and is a predicted model, not a curated record.